This is a messenger RNA of Penicillium macrosclerotiorum, 291 nucleotides long. RefSeq lists its product as uncharacterized. The transcript has a single exon. The record is from RefSeq and is a predicted model, not a curated record. The coding region runs from base 1 to 291 and encodes 96 amino acids. Lineage: Eukaryota; Fungi; Ascomycota; Eurotiomycetes; Eurotiales; Aspergillaceae.
AUGCAGUUCGGCAAAUCAAUUGGGACAGCACGCAGCUCCUUCGCUAUCACAAAUAUCGACGAUAUGUUCGCCUUAGCCACCUUCUUUGCCGAAUCGUCUACCAACAAAACCAUGACCCCUAUUACAAUUACUAUCGGUCAAUACAUCGGUUUCACAAUCCUCAUCGUUAUCAGUAUGAUCGGAUAUGGCGUUGCGCUGGUGCUUCCCUCUGAACCAAUUGGUUUUUUUUGGCUUACUCCCAAUCCUGCUUGGGGUCUGGAAGCUGUUAGACAUUCUGAUACCCGCCGAUGA